Tripterygium wilfordii is the source of this 1104-nucleotide messenger RNA. RefSeq names its product protein LURP-one-related 12-like. Bases 273 to 899 code for a protein of 208 amino acids. The record is from RefSeq and is a predicted model, not a curated record. Lineage: Eukaryota; Viridiplantae; Streptophyta; Magnoliopsida; Celastrales; Celastraceae. The transcript has 2 exons.
UUAUUUAGACUCAGACGAAAAAUAUAUAUGCACCAUUCAUUGCUUUUCAACUACUGCAACCGUCAUUAGUCAUUACAUUUCAAAAGGACACAUGGCCCAUGUCCAUCUAAUUUAAUUCGCAAACAGCCAAAGCAGGUACCCACUUAAAAGGUUCAUAAUCUUGCACCUUUCUUUCCAUAUCCAACGCUAACAGAUAAUUUCCACUUCCUUCUCUUACUGGAGCAUUUCGUCGAACACAAGGCAGACAAUCUUCUCUGCUACCGUAGACAAGCAUGAGUGGAGUUGCGAUUGUGGACGAGAGAUUCUGCUUCCCAGAUGAGACCAACCUCACAGUCCGCAAGACCUCCGUGUUCUUCCCCGGCGACGGCUUCAUCGUCUACGACCCCAAUGGUGAGAUCAUUUUGCGGUUCGAUUCCUACGGCCCUGAUUCGGAACCCAAGCAUGAACUUAUUCUCAUGGACGCCUCAGGCAAGUGCCUCCUCACGCUCCUUCGAAAGACACCAAGUCUGCAUCAACGGUGGGAAGGCUUUUUUGGUGAGAGACUAGAAGGUCAACACCCAAUUUUCAGUGUGUAUAAAUCCUCCAUAAUCGGACAGUCAAAUCUAAUGGUGGAAGUUCAUGGUGACCCAAGUGAAGAGUACCAAGUCAAGGGUUCCUUCUCUCGACGUUGCUGUAAGAUCUACAACACCUCUUUGGGGGCCCCGUCAGAUGAUCAUGUGGCUGAGAUUAAGCGAAAGGUGGACCCCUCGACAAAUGUGAUGCUGGGGAAGGAUGUGUUUUGGCUUUGUGUCAAGCCAGGGUUUGAUGGAGCUUUUGGGAUGGGAUUGGUGCUUAUUCUAGAUCAAGUGUACGGUGAUGAUACAUAUGAUGAUGAGCAACAAAUAGAUGCUACCUUAUAGGAUAUUUUCUCUCCUUGUAUUGCUUAUGUAAUUUGCUCGGACAAUGCUAGAGACCCUCAAACUUCACAUCCGACACUCCACAUUAAAUGUGGGUCUUUUGAGGUUAUUUUUUGAGGGUCUCGCAUUAUCCAAUUUGCUCUUCAUACAAUAAAUUUGUGUAGCUAUUAGUUUAUUUUUCUUUAAGUAAUAUUAUGUUUGUUUUUCA